Molecule: messenger RNA, 1002 nt
Organism: Trichomonas vaginalis G3
Lineage: Eukaryota; Parabasalia; Trichomonadida; Trichomonadidae
Product: ankyrin repeat protein family
Exons: 1
Coding region: 1-1002 (333 amino acids)
Molecular function (GO): protein binding
Source: RefSeq, a predicted model, not a curated record
AUGAAAAUGCGAAUACUCGAAGGAAUUAUUGGCAUUUUAGAGCAAUUACAAAAGGAUCAAUCCACCACAACAAAUAAAAUCGAAAAACUUCAAGCAGAUUUAAAUCGGAUUCAAAAAGAAAAUGUUGAGAAAGAAAUACAAACUCUUCACUCUCAACUCAAAGAGAGAGAAGAAAACGAUUUACCAAAAGAAUUUCUUUCGAAAAUUUCUGAACUUAAAAAUUCUGAAGAUUUUGAUCAAAUCUACAAAUUCUUUGAAGAAAUUUCAGAAAAAGGAAAUCAAACAAUGAUGAAAAAAGCAUGCGAAGCAGAACUUUGGAAGAAACAAAAUGAUAGAGAUUAUCGUGGUCCAAAUGUACUUCAUCAUGCAUCUUCAAAAGGAAAUCUGAAACUUGUUAAAUCUCUCAUUGAAUGUGGUUGUGAUAAAGACAUCAAAAGCAAAUAUAUUGGUACAGCUCUAUGCUGGGCAUCAUGUUAUGGUCAUCUUGAAGUUGUUAAAUAUCUUAUCUCAGUUGGAGCUAAUAAAGAAGCAAAGGAUAAUUAUGGAGAAACUCCACUCUUUUGUGCAUCAGAAAAAGGUCAUCUUGAAAUUGUUAAAUAUCUUAUCUCAGUUGGGGCUGAUCAAGAAACAAAGGAUAAUUAUGGACGAACUCCACUCAUUAUUGCAUCAGAUAAAGGUCAUCUUGAAAUUGUUAAAUGUCUUAUCUCUGUUGGAGCUAAUAAAGAAGCAAAGAAUAAUAAUGGAGAAACAGCGCUUAUUACGGCAUCAAAAUGUAAUCAUCUUGAAGUUGUUAAAUAUCUUAUCUCUGUUGGAGCUAAUAAAGAAGCAAAGAAUGAUAAAGGAGAAACAGCGCUUAUUACGGCAUCAAAAUGUAAUCAUCUUGAAAUUGUUAAAUAUCUUAUCUCUGUUGGAGCUAAUAAAGAAGCAAAGAAUGAUAAAGGAAAAACAGCACUUGAUUGUUCGUAUCUAGCAGUGAAGCAAUAUUUAUUAUCAAUUGUGUGA